This is a messenger RNA of Tetranychus urticae (two-spotted spider mite), 3473 nucleotides long. RefSeq lists its product as uncharacterized. Lineage: Eukaryota; Metazoa; Arthropoda; Arachnida; Trombidiformes; Tetranychidae. The record is from RefSeq and is a predicted model, not a curated record. Gene Ontology annotation, cellular component: membrane.
GACAAUGGGUAGAGAAAGUAAGAACCUUUAAAUGAAAGCUUGUUUUUGUUCGAACCAUUUGGUUCAGUAAGUUUAAGUGAAUAAUCUUAUUUUUGAAUGGUGAUGAUAACUAAAUCAUCUUUACUAAUCACAACAUCAUCAUGCCAUCAUCAUCAUCAUGUUUACCAUCUUCACCAUUUGAUUAAUCAACAAAUUACUGGGUUAAAUUAUAUUGAAAAUCAUUCCAAACAGUCAGUUAAACCUUCACCUUGUAAGGAAUGGUUGUUUGCUUUGCCUUGACAACUUAUCAUCUUAAAUUAAUUUCUAUCAUCAUUACAAUAUUUUAUCCUAGGAUAAUUAUUGAUCCUGCUCAUGCAUCAGAAGUAAACGAUCAAUAUUAUGCUUCUCGGCCAAUAUUCCCACUUCAGUCAUAUCGAGACAUCACCCUAUUCCAUUACACCAUUCCAGAUGAAAUUGUCUCUGCUCGAUGGACAAUCUGGUCGAACUCAACGUCCAACUGUGAUUCCAAAGAAGUAACACUUCUCCUUAGAUGGCAAGGUUAUCCAUUGAUACCUUCACUUCAUAAUGCAACGGCUUCAAAGGAUGUACUUAUCGACUUUUCUGAGCAAUACGAUUUACACCUUAAAACUAGUGAAAUUCGAACAACCUCUUUUACCUUAUCUCGGCCUCUGCCAGGUCAAUGGUUUGGUAUUGGAUUCAUCAAACAUUCCUCCAAUCGUAUAGUUCAACGAGGUUUACACAGUAAAUGCAAGGUUUCUUUGUCUACUCGUCUUUCCAUGGUUAAAUUAAAACUAGAUGAAGAAGUUAAAUUGAUCAGUUCAGAUUCACAAGCAACUCACAGGUUACAGGAUCGACUUCUUUUCAAAUUUUACGUUCCUCUGUUCACCAACAGUGCCAAACUAACACUGUCAGGAUGUUCAAGAAUAACAAAGUCUGGCGAUGAGAGUGAUGAUGACGAAGAAUCAAGUGGAGGAGGAAAUGGAAGCUCAAAACGACGGUCUGGAGAGGGUUGUCCCAUCAAAAUAUAUACUCGAAGCUUAGGACUUCCAUCUGAUCGGCUCUAUGACAGUUCACUUGAUUGUUCCCCUAAUUUAGGAGAUGAUUGUAUAGCAAGUGGUUUCAAUUUCACUCAAAAUGGUUGGAAUUAUGUGUUGCUUGUGAAAAAACCAAGUCGAACUGAUAAUAUUCCAGUUGAAUUUUCAGCUUCUAUUGCUACAUCACAAUGUAUUCACAAUCGUAAUAUUGAAAAGUCUAACUUUGCAUCUGCUUCUUCCUUAGUUUCUCGUUUUUCAGCACUGUUAGCGUCUCCUGAAUCCAUAGUCUCACCAUCAUCGCCAUCAUUAGAAUCUUCUAGUGCUACUUCAGUACCUCCAAUGUCGGCUUACGACGUCCUAUCUGAACUGCCAGAUCCUAUUUCUUCGUCUCCACAAUCAACUCCAUCACCACCUCAACCGAUUGAUGGAACCACAGAUGAUAAAGAAAAACGAUUAUUUUCCUUUUCAAGCAAACCAAAAAGUCAUUCUCAGGAUAACAAUCCUCUCUGGUUCACGCGACAUCUGUUAAAAUCCACUGAAACAGAUUUUUGUCCAUUUCGAGUGAAUUUAGUUCGCUACAAUCUUCACGGGUCUUUUAAUUUCCAAUAUGACCACGCUGAUGCCUUUAAACCACGAGUGGGUCAUUUUACUGUUAAACCUUUUGUCGAUAUUCCUAAUUCAAUGACAUUAUCAGUUUCGAACAAACGCAAUCCACCUUUAGUGGAUGAAGAGCUAACAGAUGAAACUAAUGAGAGAGAAAAGCGUAUUUUACCAUCAUCAGGUAGUAAAGAUAAUUUAACUGAAUUAUCCGUCCUACACUUUGAAAUAUUACCCAUCCUUGACUCGGGAGGUACAUUGACAAUUGAUGUUGGAUUAAAUCCAUUUGUGAACAUGACCAAGCAAAAUGUAUCUAUCUAUGGAUGCCUACAACAUGGUCAUUACUCAACAGCCUUUGGCUCUUGUCAAUAUUCAAUCAAAGUCAACUCUAGUCAUAACCCGUUAAUUGCAUUGAAAUUACCUUAUCCUCGAGCUGGACUUUGGUUCAUCUCAUUAAAAACUGAAUGCUAUCAUUUUGAUGGUCGGUCUUUCAAAACUGAAAUAUGUCAAUCCAAUAGUACUUCAAUCCUUAUGAGUAUUAAAUCCAAUUCAUGCUUUGAAAAUCAAUGUGGACCACAUGGUAAAUGCAAUCAAUUCAUUAGCGGCGGACUUAUAUUUUCAACUUGUAUCUGUAAUUCAGGCUGGAAAGGAAUGGACUGUAAAGAUGGAACUGACGCUUUAGACGAAAGAGAAAUUCUAAUAAACUUUUUACUAUUAACAUUGAGUAAUUUAGUUUUCGUUCCAGCUCUUAUAUUAGCAUUAUAUCGUCAUCUUUUCACUGAAGCAUUCAUUUACUUGAUUGCUAUGAGCUCAUCUAUUUUAUAUCACGCUUGUGAUUCCGAUUCUCUUCAAGCUUUUUGCUUGAUCAAGCUCAAUGUUCUUCAAUACGUCGACUUCUAUUCAGCUCUAUUGGCCUUUUGGGUAACCCUGAUAUCACUUUCCAAUUUACCAACUGAAGCCCGCUCAUUCUUUCACCUUGUCGGCUCAGUUCUAUUAGCUAUUGGAGUUCAAUAUGAUCGAACCUCUCUAUGGACAUUCGUUGUUCCUGUGUCUGCAGGUUUCGUCAUUGUGAUUCUAACUUGGUGCUUCUUUUGCUGCAUUAAACGUAACUGUUUCCCAUCGUGCCAAUUGUGGUCAUUAAGCAUGCUACCUGGACUAGUAAUGACCAGUGCCGGUUUGGCAAUCUAUUCAUUAUUCGAGACGAAAGACAAUUACGCUAUUGUUCAUAGCUUUUGGCAUGCUGUUAUGGCAUCAGCACUUGUCUUUUUAAUACCCACCAUGGAACAUAAAAGUAAAAAGCAAGCCUCCCCUCCGGAUGAGGAAGAUGAAAACUUUAGAGGGAAAGCGACAGUGCCAAACACGAAACGAGCUCAUGUCGAGUGGAGGCCAAAUACAUCAUUCAAAUUCCUCCAAGAUGAUAUCGAUAUGCUUUGAUAAAGUGUCAAUUAAAUGUAUUCAAAGGCCAAUCUGCAUAACAAUUUUCAACUUGUUGGAUUCAUCUAAACCAUCAUUAAUAUCCAAAUCAAUUCCAUUUGAGCAAUCAUUGAUAAAUUAAUGAUUCAUUAAUUGAUGUUGUCCAAGAAAAGGUUAAAUCUGUGAAAUUUGAAGAUACCUGAAAGAUGGACCCACUUUAUGAAGAAAGAGAGAAAGACAUAACGCAAUAGAGAAGACAAAAUUGAACUCAAAGUGAAAACAUUUUUCGUUUUUACAUUUUCACUGAAUAUUUGUAAAAAUCAAAAAUUAUCAACUAUUCCAAGAGUUGGAGUGUUGAAUUGCAUAUGUUGACUGAACAAUAACUGUUAAUUGUUUAAGUUUGGUUGGUAAUUUUAUUGAAUGUCUCAA